This is a messenger RNA of Argiope bruennichi, 1526 nucleotides long. Its product is annotated as beta-1,3-galactosyltransferase 5-like. Lineage: Eukaryota; Metazoa; Arthropoda; Arachnida; Araneae; Araneidae. Gene Ontology annotation, molecular function: hexosyltransferase activity. The transcript has a single exon. Bases 249 to 1319 code for a protein of 356 amino acids. The record is from RefSeq and is a predicted model, not a curated record. Gene Ontology annotation, cellular component: membrane.
AGGCGAAAAUGAAAAGUUCCACUAGAGCGGUAAAAAUACGUCCGUCAAAAUAUAAUGGGACUAAUUUUGGUUCAACCAAGUAAACCGCAAAUCAAAACUUGUUUGAUGGAGUAAGGAUUAAAAUGAAAGGUGGUAGUGUCGGUUUUAAUACGCGAUAUUCAAAGACCAAGAACUAAAAUGUUGGAAUUAAUAUUAUUUAAAAGAAGAAAGCGUAAAGUGUGUGUCUUUCAAAAUUUUUAUAAAUCACCAUGCCAGAGUUUUUAAAAUUGUUGUAUUCAAAAUGGACACUGAACCAUUGCAAGAGGAUUGGUGUAACAUUAUGCUGCUUGCUUCUGUUUUGGUUAUAUAUUGAUUAUAUUUUCCAUCCUCAAGGAAAACGUUUUGUACCCAAAAGUAAUUUGGCAUCAUAUAAUUUCCAAUACCUUAUCAACAACGAUAUUUGCAAAGCAGAUCCAUUCCUUUUGAUAUUGGUCCACACAGCAGUUGAUCAUUUUGAACACAGAAAUGUUAUUAGAAAUACUUGGAAGAACCCAAGACUGGAAUUACCAACUACCAAAGUGGCUUUUCUAUUGGGAACUACUGAUAAAUAUCAAGGCGAAAUUGAAAAAGAGAACGAACUGCACAAAGACAUCGUACAAGGUGACUUUUUGGACUCGUAUCGGAAUUUAACUUACAAGCAUGUCAUGGGUUUGACAUGGGCAGCCACCUACUGUAAUAGAACUAAAUAUAUUAUGAAAAUGGACGACGACAUUUUCACCGAUAUUUACCAAUUGAUGGAUUACAUCACAAAUCGGAUAAAGAACCUUGAUCUGAGAAAUAACAUUGCAUGUUAUUUCCAGACGGGCAUGCCGGUGGUCAGAGAUCCAGUCAGCAAAUGGUUUGUAUCUAAAGAAGAAUUUGUGUCAGACACUUUCGAUGAUUAUUGCUCUGGUUGGGCUUACCUAACCACAACUCACGUCGCACAACGCUUAUGUGAAGCAGUCAAGAAACUACCUUAUUUCUGGGUAGAUGAUGUCCAUCUCACAGGAACAGCAGCUAAGUUAGCAAAUGUUGGGCAAAUACGAAUGAAUCACUUGUUUGCUUUAGAAUCGGAUGGUCUAAUCGACUGGACACGAAGGUCACUCAACCUAAAGUGGGAUAAAGUGUUUGCUCCAACGUGGGGUGACCUUGCCCUUAGCAGAAGGGCUGACAAAAAAGCUUUUAAAUGCUAUAGAACUAAGUGCAAAUGCUGUUAUAAGCCACCAACAACUCCUAAACCAACUACGACCUCGACAACAGUCAAAGGAGUAGCACAAUUGAUUUUGUUUCCUCUUCAUUAGAUUAAUGUGAUAUAAGUACAUUUAUUUAAAGCUCUCUUAAGGAAUCUUUCAACUAUGCAUGUGAAUACAGGGAAGAAUCUUUGAAGCAUCCAAUGAAAAGAGAAAUCUUGAGCAGCUAUACAUUUAAUAAUCUGAAAGUUCCUAAAACAAGUCAAUAUAAAAUGUGUGUAUAAAAAGAAUAAAAUAAAUCAAUUAUUAAUAAAAAUA